Messenger RNA from Malania oleifera, 2082 nucleotides. RefSeq lists its product as uncharacterized. Lineage: Eukaryota; Viridiplantae; Streptophyta; Magnoliopsida; Santalales; Ximeniaceae. The transcript has a single exon. Gene Ontology annotation, cellular component: endoplasmic reticulum. The record is from RefSeq and is a predicted model, not a curated record. Bases 846 to 1937 code for a protein of 363 amino acids.
UUCAUAUUAAAGUGUGCAUAGGAAUAAUGUUUUUGAAUAUUAAGAAUUCAGGAACAGCUAACACCUGAAUUCAAAAAAGAUGGCGUGAUUUUUUAAUCAAUAAAAUCCCUUUAAUAAAUCAUCAUCGUCACAAUAAUAUAUGGUACAAGACAGGGGAAAAAUAAAUAAAUAAAUAAAGAAGGGCGAUGGAAGAAAAAUUAAAGCAGAUAGAGGAGGAGAGAAGGCGAGCUACGGUGGGCAUGGCUGGGAGAUUUAAUUAAUUAAUCCAAUGGACGCUCACCGACGCGCAUUCCUUAUACUACUUCUUCACGCCCGUGGAGGCCGCCGCCUUGGUUUUCAUCAGCCCGUCCCCCACCUUCUUGGAGUACUUGGCGGUGGCGCUUCCGCCCCUCUUGCUUUCGCUGCCCCCCCGCCACCGACACCUGCGGCGGGUCGUGGUGGUCGUCAUCGUACUUCCACUGGUCCGCCCACGACGACGUCGUCCCAUGCCCUUCCGAUCCCUCUUUCGUCUCCAUUCUCUAAUUUCGCCGCUGCUUCAAUUCCGAACCCACAAAUAAAAAUAUAUGAAUUUGAUGGAGAAAUUUGAUGGAGAAGUGGCAUUGCAUUUAUGCCAAUCCUUUCUUUUUUAUUAAAUCAAUUUAUUAAAUUUGAAUAGUGCGAAAAAAGAAAAAAAAUAUUAAAAUAAUAUUUUUAAGCAUGAAAUAAAGCUCAUGUCGCUUGAUGUUCGUUUUGAAUAGAUAAAAAAUUCCUCCUUCAAAAUCGUCCCGUGUCACCAACACUUAAAUACCCUACACCUUUCUUCUUCUUCUUCUCGAAGCAAUCGAGUUCUGCAACCCUAAAUCACCAUGUCUCCCACCUCCAAUUCACCAUCCCUAUUUUCUCUUGCCCUCUUCCUCGUCUUCGGGGCCUGCCCAAUUCUCGCCGAAAAACCCCACAUCAUCAACUUCCGGUCGCCCAACCUCUACCCAGAAGGCAUAACCUGGGAUCCCUCUGACCAGCACUUCCUCGUCGGCUCUCUCCACCACCGCUCCAUCUUGGCCGUCUCCGACGCCGGCAUCGUCGAAACCUUCAUCGCCGACCACGCCCUCCCCGUCAACGCCAGCAUCCUCGGCCUCGCCGUCGACUCCACCCACCGCCGCCUGCUCGCCGUCGUCCACGCCGCCGAACCCCUCCCCCAAUUCGACGCCCUCGCCGCCUACGACCUCCGCACGCGCCGCCGCCUCUUCCUCGCCCACCUACCCCCUUCCGACCCUGCCCACCGCCCAGUCGCCAACGACGUCGCCGUGGACUUCCUCGGUAACGCGUACGUCACCAACUCCGAGGGCAACUUCAUCUGGAAAGUCGACGUCGAGGGCGAGCCCUCGAUCUUCUCCAGAUCUACGGUCUUCUCGGCCUACCCCGUGGAACGCGACGCGCCCUACAGCGCGUGCGGGCUCAACGGGAUUGCUUACAUCAGCAAGGGUUACCUCCUCGUGGUCCAAUCAAACACCGGGAAAAUGUUCAAAGUCAGCGAAGACGGAACGGCGAGGAUGGUUCCGUUGACAGAGGACUUGCCGUUGGCAGACGGGAUCGCGGUCAGGGGCGACGGCGUAGUGGUGGUGGUGUCGCCGCACACGGCGUGGUUCUUGAAGAGCGACGACAGUUGGGGACAGGGGGUGGUGUAUGACAAAACUGCCCUCGAUGUCCCGAGGUUCCCCACGUCGGUGGCGAUGAGAGGGAGGGAAAGGGCGUACGUGUUAUAUGGGCACGUGGAGGAGGGUAUUAUGGGAAAUUCGGAGAGGGAGUGGUUUGGGAUAGAGGAGAUGGGGUCGGAGAAGGAAAGUGGAGAGGAGCAUGUUUGGGCGUUUCUGAUGUUGGGGUUGGCUUUUGCUUACUUCUUGUUUUGGAGAUUUCAGAUGGGGCGGCUUGCUAACAACAUGAAUAAGAAAACAGAUUAGGGCUUGCUCUGAUUGAUUCUUAUUUUUGAUUUUUUUUUUUUGUCAAUCUUAGUGGCUCUUGAAAUGGUGUUUUGAUAUUCAUAAUUUGUUUUGGUAUUUUUGUAAAUUAUGGCAUCGUUCUGAAUAAAAUUUUGAAUUUUGCUAA